Molecule: messenger RNA, 685 nt
Organism: Falco peregrinus (peregrine falcon)
Lineage: Eukaryota; Metazoa; Chordata; Aves; Falconiformes; Falconidae
Product: prolyl-tRNA synthetase associated domain-containing protein 1-like
Exons: 2
Coding region: 69-578 (169 amino acids)
Molecular function (GO): aminoacyl-tRNA deacylase activity
Source: RefSeq, a predicted model, not a curated record
GCCAUCUUGAGGCGGCGGCGGGCGCGGGGCAGGGCGGGGGUGGCGCUGCCCGCCCCUCCUGCCCGGCCAUGGCGGCGGCGGAGCCACGGCAGGCGCUGGCCCAGCGGCUGCGGGACUUGGGCAUCGCCACGGUCACGGCCGAGCACCCCGAGGUGUUCACUGUUGAAGAAAUGAUGCCUCACGUCCAACACAUGAAAGGAGGUCACAGUAAGAACCUUUUUCUUAAAGACAAAAAGAAGAAAGGAUUCUGGCUGGUGACUGUUCUGCACAACAGGCAAAUUAAUUUAAAUGAUCUUGCUAAAAAACUGGGUGUUGGAAGUGGAAACCUAAGGUUCGCUGAUGAAAAUGCCAUGCUGGAAAAGCUAAGAGUGGGCCAGGGCUGUGCGACACCACUAGCCCUCUUCUGUGACCAGGGAGAUGUGAAGUUUGUGCUGGAUGCUGGCUUUCUGGAAGGUGGCUACGAAAAGGUGUAUUUUCAUCCAAUGACAAAUUCUGCAACCAUGGGCUUAAGCCCUGAUGACUUUUUGAAGUUUGUGAGAUCAACAGGCCACGAGCCUAUCAUCAUACAUUUUGAUUAAGAUCUUAAGUAGACAAAGUUCACUUUUCUAUUACCAGGCAUAGAUUUUGUAGAGCAAAAGAGCAAAACUGGUGAAAGUCUCAUUACAAAUAAAAUCUGAAAAAACAA